This is a messenger RNA of Dunckerocampus dactyliophorus (ringed pipefish), 5612 nucleotides long. It is a transcript of the gene smarca2, whose product is annotated as SWI/SNF related, matrix associated, actin dependent regulator of chromatin, subfamily a, member 2. NCBI's taxonomy places the organism in Eukaryota, Metazoa, Chordata, Actinopteri, Syngnathiformes, Syngnathidae. The coding region runs from base 174 to 4925 and encodes 1583 amino acids. Gene Ontology annotation, biological process: positive regulation of transcription by RNA polymerase II. The record is from RefSeq and is a predicted model, not a curated record. The transcript has 34 exons. Gene Ontology annotation, cellular component: nucleus. Gene Ontology annotation, molecular function: ATP binding; histone binding; DNA binding.
AGGGAGCUCAACUUUAAAUAUGUCAGCAAAACAGCACGGAGGGAGGGGGGAGUGAACUUGACGACUGCAGUCAUAUUUAAGACUAACAUUAUAAUAAUUCCAUCUGUAUCGCCUUGUGUGCACUUUCGCUCCAACCGAGAGGUGUCUGCCGCCAACCUCCCAGCAUUCAGUAGAUGUCCACCCCUUCGGACACCACAGGUGGAAUGUCUCAUCCUGGCCCUUCCCCGGGUGCGGGCCUUUCGCCGGGCCCCAUCCUUGGCCCCAGCCCUGGACCGGACCCGUCGCCCGGCUCCGUUCACAGUAUGAUGGGACCCAGCCCUGGGCCCGGAACGCCCAAUGCUGGCCACGGCAUGCAGGGACAGGCACAGGGCGACUUCUCUCAAGAUGUUAUGUUUUCUAUGCACAAGCCAAUGGAGGGAAUGAGCGACAAGGCCAUGGCAGACGUGAUGCACUUUGGGGGCAUGAAAGGGGUGGGCAUGAGGUCCCUCCACAGUGGCAUGGGCCCCCCUCAGAGUCCCAUGGACCAGCAUAGUCAGGGGUACAUGUCCCCCCAUCCAUCGCCCAUGGGCGUGCACGAGCAUGCGUCUAGCCCUAUGUCUGGGGGCGGAGGACCCACGCCGCCCCACAUGCCUCCCUCCCAGCAGAGCCCCAUGAUGCCCAUGGAUCCCCAAGGGGGCGGCGGCCUUCCCAGCAUGUCCGGCAUGGGCCAGCACGGCAGAGGACCGUCCACGUUCAGUCCGGCCCAGCUGCAGCAGCUCAGAGCUCAAAUACUGGCCUACAAGAUCCUGAGCCGGGGGCAGCCACUGCCUGAAAACCUUCAGUUGGCUGUUCAAGGCAAGAGGAGCCUACCCCCGAUGCAGCCGCCGCCGCAGCAACAACAGGGCCCGAGUGGAAGUCCUUACAGCAGGUCUCAAGGCAUGCCUAUGGCAUCUUUGGGUGGAGCCCAGUCAAGCCCCUGUCCCACUCCAGGCCUGCAAGGUCACAAUCAAAGCACAGGACCCAAACCUUGGCCCGACGGCCAGGGUGGUGAGACUCCAGCCAGUGCCUCCAAGCACCUCGCCCCAUCUGCCAGCGGUCGGCCGUCCCCUGCACCUCCACCUGCCCCCGCCAUGCCGACCAUGCCCCUGCCAGGCGGCUCGUUGACCCCUCAGCCGGCGGGCCAGCAGGUGUCCCCCAUGCUGCAGAUGCAGCAGAAGCAGAACCGCGUCACGCCCAUCCAGAAGCCCCAGGGCCUGGACCCGGUGGGCAUCCUGCAGGAGAGAGAGUACAGGCUGCAGGCUCGGAUUGCACAUCGCAUCCAAGAGCUGGAGAGUCUGCCGGGCUCCCUGCCGCCCGACCUGAGGACCAAAGCCACGGUGGAGCUCAAGGCACUCCGUCUCCUCAACUUCCAGCGGCAGCUCAGGCAGGACGUUGUGGCGUGCAUGAGGCGGGACACCACCCUGGAGACAGCCCUGAACUCCAAGGCCUACCGACGCAGCAAGCGCCAAACGCUGAGGGAGGCGCGCAUGACGGAGAAGUUGGAGAAGCAGCAGAAGCUGGAGCAGGAGAAGAAACGCCGGCAGAAGCACCAGGAAUAUCUCAACAGUAUUCUUCAGCAUGCUAAAGACUUCAAGGAGUACCACCGCUCUGUGUCCGGAAAAAUCCAGAAGCUCACUCGAGCCAUUGCAACCUGGCACACCAACACGGAGAGGGAGCAGAAGAAAGAGACUGAAAGGAUCGAGAAGGAGAGAAUGAGGAGGCUUAUGGCCGAGGACGAGGAGGGCUACCGUAAACUCAUUGACCAAAAGAAGGACAAGCGCCUGGCGUACUUGCUGCAGCAGACGGACGAGUACGUGGCCAACCUCACCUCCCUUGUGUAUGAACACAAAGCCGCGCAGGCCGCCAAGGAGAAGAAGAGGAGGAAGAAGAAGAAGAAGAGGGUGGAUGGAGAAGGCGGUGAAGGCACCAGUGUGAUUGGACCUGAUGGAGAACCCAUGGAUGAGAGCAGCCAGAUGAGUGAGCUGCCCGUCAAAGUCAUUCAGACGGAGACGGGGAAAGUUUUACAGGGAACAGAUGCUCCCAAGUCCAGCCAGCUGGAGGCGUGGCUUGAGAUGAACCCCGGGUAUGAAGUGGCGCCUCGGUCGGACAGCGAGGAGAGCGGCUCUGAAUUUGAGGAGGAGGAGGAAGAAGAGGGGGCCAAGGCAGAAAGCGAGGAGAAGACCAUAAUCGAUCCCAAUGAGGAGGGAGGAUGUACGACGGCGGCCAAGCACAUUAUUGAGUCAGCCAAGCAGGAUGUGGAUGACGAGUACAGCGUCCCGACAGGCCAGACCAGCUCCCAGUCUUAUUACGGUGUAGCCCAUGCCGUCAUUGAGAGGGUGGAGAAGCAGUCGUCUCUUCUGAUCAACGGCACGCUCAAACAGUACCAGAUCCAGGGUCUGGAGUGGAUGGUGUCGCUGUACAACAACAACUUAAACGGCAUCCUGGCUGAUGAGAUGGGCCUGGGCAAGACCAUCCAAACCAUUGCCCUAAUCACCUACCUGAUGGAACACAAGAGGCUCAAUGGUCCCUAUCUCAUCAUCGUUCCUCUCUCGACUUUGUCCAACUGGGUUUAUGAACUUGACAAGUGGGCCCCAUCAGUGGUCAAAAUUGCAUACAAGGGAACCCCCGCCUUGAGACGUGGACUCGUGCCGCAACUCCGAAGCGGAAAAUUCAACGUUUUGCUGACGACCUAUGAAUACAUCAUCAAGGACAAGCAUAUACUGGCCAAGAUCCGCUGGAAGUACAUGAUUGUUGACGAGGGUCACCGCAUGAAGAACCAUCACUGCAAGCUGACCCAGGUGCUGAACACUCAUUACGUGGCCCCCCGCCGCCUCCUCCUCACCGGCACGCCGCUGCAGAACAAGCUGCCCGAGCUGUGGGCGCUGCUCAACUUCCUGCUGCCCACCAUCUUUAAGAGCUGCAGCACCUUUGAGCAGUGGUUCAACGCUCCCUUUGCCAUGACGGGGGAGAGGGUUGACCUGAACGAGGAGGAGACCAUCCUGAUUAUUCGUCGCUUGCACAAGGUGCUCCGCCCCUUCCUGCUGCGCCGCCUGAAGAAAGAGGUGGAGUCUCAACUGCCGGAGAAGGUGGAGUAUGUCAUCAAAUGUGACAUGUCGGCCAUCCAGAAGGUUCUGUACCGGCACAUGCAGAAAGGCAUCCUGCUCACGGACGGCUCAGAGAAAGACAAGAAGGGUAAAGGAGGAGCAAAGACCCUGAUGAACACCAUCAUGCAGCUGAAGAAGAUCUGCAACCACCCAUACAUGUUCCAGCACAUCGAGGAAUCGUUUGCUGAGCAUUUGGGAUACCCAAACGGGAUCAUCAGCGGGCCUGAUCUGUACCGAGCCUCCGGGAAGUUUGAGCUUCUGGAUCGCAUCCUGCCAAAGCUGCAGGCCACCAACCACCGAGUUCUACUCUUCUGCCAGAUGACUUCGCUCAUGACCAUCAUGGAGGACUACUUUGGCUACCGCAACUUUCAGUAUUUGCGCCUGGACGGAACCACCAAGUCUGACGACCGAGCGUUGCUGCUGAAGAAAUUCAACGAGGCGGGGUCGCAGUACUUCAUCUUCCUGCUCAGCACACGAGCCGGCGGCCUCGGACUCAACCUGCAGGCCGCUGACACCGUCAUCAUCUUUGACAGCGACUGGAACCCGCAUCAGGACCUCCAGGCUCAGGACCGUGCUCACCGCAUCGGCCAGCAGAACGAGGUGCGCGUACUUCGCCUCUGCUCCGUCAACAGCGUGGAGGAGAAGAUCCUGGCAGCGGCCAAGUACAAGCUCAAUGUGGACCAGAAGGUCAUCCAGGCCGGCAUGUUCGACCAGAAGUCCUCCAGCCAUGAGCGCCGCGUCUUCCUCCAGGCCAUUCUGGAGCACGAGGAACAAAACGAGGAGGAAGACGAGGUACCCGACGAUGAAACCCUCAACCAGAUGAUCGCUCGCAACGAAGAUGAAUUUGAGCUCUACAUGCGCAUCGACAUGGAUCGACGGCGGGAGGACGCCAGGAACCCCAAACGUAAGCCCCGCCUGAUGGAGGAGGAUGAGCUGCCCUCGUGGAUCAUCAAGGACGACGCCGAGGUGGAGCGCCUCACGUACGAGGAGGAGGAGGAGAAGAUGUUUGGCCGAGGGUCGCGCUGCCGCCGAGAUGUGGACUACAGCGACACGCUGACUGAGAAACAGUGGCUGCGGGCCAUUGAGGAUGGCAACCUGGAGGAGAUGGAGGAGGAGAUACGACUGAAAAAGCGCAAACGCAAGCGGCGGCAGGACAAGGACCCGUCAGACCGGGAGGACUGGGGCGCCAAGGCCAAGAAGAGACGAGGACGCCCGCCGGCUGAGAAGCUCUCCCCCAACCCUCCGAAACUCACCAAGCAAAUGAACACCAUCAUUGAUACAGUCAUCAACUACAGGGAUGGGUCCGGAAGACAGCUCAGCGAGGUCUUUGUCCAGCUGCCGUCCAGAAAGGAGCUUCCAGAAUACUAUGAGCUGAUCAGAAAGCCUGUGGACUUCAAGAAGAUCAAGGAACGCGUCAGGAGCCAUAAGUACCGAACUGUCGGCGACCUGGAGAAGGAUGUGAUGCUGCUCUGUCACAACGCCCAGACCUUCAACCUGGAGGGAUCCCAGAUUUACGAGGACUCCAUCGUCCUGCAGUCCGUGUUCAAGAGCGCCAGGCAGAAGAUCGCCAAGGAAGAGGAAAGCGAGGAGGACAGCGAGGAUGACGAGGACGAAGAAGAGUCCGAGGCUGAGGCCAAGCCAGUGUGGGUGAAGAUCAAACUGAACAAAGAAGCCCGGAGCGCCGAGCGAGGCAAGAAGCGGCAGAGCCGAGCCAAAGCCAAGCCUGUGGUCAGCGACGACGACAGCGAUGACGACCCAGACGGCAAUGACCAGUCGGACGCCAGCAAGAGCGAGGACGAGUGAGGACGCGUAAACUGAAAGAAGGUCCUCUGUUGUCCAGGUUCUUUUUUUUUGUUUUUUUGGGUACCUUCUUCUGCAUUUGUCCUGUUAGUUGACACAUACCAUCGCCCUAUAUUCUUGUUUUUAAAGACACUUUUAUUUUUAGUACAUUUUUAAGAGGCUUCCAUUAUGUACGCGUACUAGCUUACUCAACUCUUGCUUGCACUUUGACAAGACCACAUAAUGCUAUGAAACUUCACGUAGGAGAUGAUUUGCAGUGUUUUCAUUUGCCGUCACCUCACGCAGUGCCAAGUUGUCUCUCCAGCAGCAUUGCCGUCUAUUGGAACCCACGCUUACGUCGUCAACAUAAGAGUUUUAUGUCUGUCUCCUGGACGGCUGAGUGGAUUUUUGCAGACCAUUAGAGGUGGGAAAAACAACAUUUAAAAAAAAAAAAAACAAGAUCAGUAUUAUGGCUUUUAAACAAUAUAUUUGAAUCUGUAUUUUGGAUUUAUUUGUGCAUCCGGUAUCGGGGCAGUCUUUGUCGAUUUUCUAUGUGGUUUGUAGCAUGUAUGAACUCCUUUUGCAGUAUCCCUGCCGAUAUCAUUCAUAAGUGUGACUUAAAUGUUUGCUUUCUUUGCACAGCAUCUUUGUGGUUGUAUCGCAUAGCCCAGAGCCAAUUAAAUAUCACCAAUUUGGAGCACAUCAAAAAAA